CUUAACUUUUAUAUAUGCUGCUUCUUCAUCUCAACUUCCCUUCGUUACUCCUAUCUUUGUAAAACCAAAAAGCGUAUAAACUUAUCAUCAGCCCACUUCAUUUGAGGCCCAGAUAAUUUGAGAAAUGACUUUUAAUGGUUCAAAUCCAAACCCCAACUCAAACAAAGAACGGCCCAAAUUUCAAAUUACGGUACUACCCCUCCUGCAUAAUCGUUCCGCGAAAAUCUCCCGAGGCUUGGGAAAACCCUAGUCUUCAUGCUCAUCACUGAACUGGUUCGCUUUUCUGAAUUCCCCCCCAUUUUACCCACACUCACACACUAAGGUUUAAUUACUCCGAUUUUCCGAUGUUGUUAACACGAUCACGGACGUUAAUCAAAACCCUAAACCCUCGCAAUGGCUUCAACACUUGCAAAUCCAUUUCCACCUUCCCAAUUCUCUACCAGGAAGCUCAACUCGCUGAAGAAGCGCCACCACAUCCGUCGCAAUCCACCGCCACUCCGUUGCCCCCUAACCCUGCCUCCGGCAGCCCAUAUUACAACCAGAACUGGCGGAACCCUUAUCCUCAACCUCCCCCUCCUUCGCAGACCAAUACCUUGAUUCCGUUGGCGCUCCGAAAUCAAAAUCAUCAAAUGCAGUCGCUUUCACAGUCGUUAGAUGUAAAAGGGUUAAUGGAUAUAUUCGCAGAUUGGAUGACAUCGCAUAGAUGGGUUGAUAUGAAGCAGCUGUUUGAGUUCUGGGUCAGGUCUUUGGAUAAGGAUGGAAAGCCUAAUAAGCCUGAUGUUCAUUUGUAUAAUCAUUAUUUGAGAGCUAAUUUGAUGUGUGGGGCUCCCCCUGUGGAGUUGCUGGACCUCGUUUCACAGAUGGAAGAUUUUUCUGUUGUUCCUAAUACUGCUUCCUUCAAUUUGGUUUUGAAAUCAAUGAGCAUUGCUGGAGAGGCUGACGCCGCCAUGAAAUUGCUUGAAAGGAUGCUCCAGACAGGAAACGAAUCUUCACCGGAUGAUGAAUCAUAUGACUUAGUUCUUGGCAUGCUGUUUCCAAGAAAUCAGAUGGAGGCAGGUCUCAAAUUUUUAGAUUUGGCCUUAAAUUCUGGUUAUACCAUGUCGAUGAAGAUCUUCAAUGACGUCGUAGGGCAUUGUUUGCAAAAGGGGAAAUUGAUCUCACUUGUAUCUGUCCUCGAGAAAUGCAAGAAAAUGGAGCAGAACAAAGACCUCUGUCCAAGUUGGAAUUUGUGCAAUGAAAUUGCGGAUAUUGCAUUGCAAUCGGAUCAUAGUGAACUUGCCUUUUUUUGCCUGCAAUUCAUGGCGAGAUGGAUUGCUCGCGGGGAGAUUGAAAGGCCACCUCUUCUGCGGCCUGUCGAUCAUGGUCUAAUUGUUUCUGCACUUGCAACUGCUGUUAGAACAUAUAAUCCCAAACUCUUGGAAGCUUCGUGGUCCAUCCUAAAGCGAACAUCACGUGGAGAUACUGUCCCAAGCCCUGAAUGUUACCUUGCAAAGAUAUCUGCCUAUUCUUCUCUCGGUAACUUACCGAAGGCUUAUGGUACUCUUCGUGAAUUUGAAGCAGCUCAUGGGAAUCCCAGCGAUGAAGCUUUGCAAGAUCUAUUCUCCCCUUUUACAUCCUUAAAUCCACUGGUUGUUGCAAGCUCCAAGAAAGGUUUUGUAACUUUGGAUGAGGUUUAUUAUCAGUUAGAGAAUUUGAGUCAAGGUGACCCUCCUUAUAAGUCUGUUGCAGCACUGAACUGUAUAAUUAUGGGUUGUGGAAACAUUUGGGAUGUCGAUCGAGCGUACCAGACUUUCAAUGCAAUUGAUGCUAGUUUUGGUUUGACACCGGAUAUUCAUUCAUACAACUCUCUCAUAUAUGCUUUUGGGAAGCUGAAAAAGACAGAAGAAGCUGUGAAGGUGUUUGAUCACUUUGUCAGCUUAGGUUUGAAGCCAAAUGCCACAACAUAUUCUCUGCUUGUUGAUGCACACCUGGUUACAAAAAACCAGAAAGCUGCUCUAUCAGUAAUUCAGGAAAUGGUACAGGAAGGAUAUGUACCAUCGAAGGAAUUGCUGAAAAAAGUCCGAAGGAGAUGUGUCCGGGAGAUGGAUGAUGUUACAAAUAGCAAGAUAGGAGCUUUGGCUUCCCAAUUCAACAUUCGAUUGGGUACUGAGAAUCGACGGAACAUACUAUUUAAUCUCGAGUACAGUACUGAAUCUGCCUGAAGUUUUUCUCUUUUUCUUUUCUUUUCUUUCUUUCUUUUUUUUGGGGGGGGAAACCUGCCUGAAGAUUUUCCAGUAUUGGGCAACUGUAAUUUUAGCAUGCCUCUUAGCAGGAAACCAAUAGAUCGACAUUUUCUUUUUCUUUUUCCUCUUCGAUUAAUAGGCGAGCAUUUUUCUGAAAAUGUUUUGUACGAUUUGUAAAAUGAUUCUAACGUAGAAUACUCCUGUUUUGCUUUUCCAAAAUAAUGUCAAACCUCAGAACUUGCUGUAUGGUUGGAUAA
Oldenlandia corymbosa var. corymbosa is the source of this 2479-nucleotide messenger RNA. The record is from the annotation of a GenBank genome assembly. Lineage: Eukaryota; Viridiplantae; Streptophyta; Magnoliopsida; Gentianales; Rubiaceae.